AUGCACGAACUGCCCUGGGUGGAGUUAGCAUUAUGGGACACAGCAGGACAGGAGGACUAUGACAGACUGAGACCUCUCUCCUACCCCGACACUGACGUUAUACUCAUGUGCUUCUCUGUAGACAGCCCAGAUAGUUUAGAGAACAUUCCAGAGAAGUGGACUCCGGAGGUGAAACACUUCUGUCCUAAUGUUCCCAUCAUCCUCGUGGGCAACAAGAAGGACCUGAGGAACGACGAACACACACGCAGGGAGCUGGCCAAGAUGAAGCAGGAGCCAGUGAAGUCGGAGGAGGGCAGAGACAUGGCUAACAGGAUCGGUGCCUACGGCUGUCAGGAGUGCUCAGCUAAGACCAAGGACGGAGUCAGGGAGGUGUUUGAGAUGGCCACCAGGGCGGCGCUACAGGCCAAGAGACGUGGAAAUAAGAACGCCUGCAUGCUGUUAUAGUCCCCAGGGAGACGUUGCCCCUGGAUACUGAUCUUGGACCAGUUUUACCUUCCCAAAAUAUAGUUGUAAUCAUUUAAAGGGAUAGUGUCACAUUUUUGCGAUGACUAAAAGUCUGACAGGGCUUCCCCAACUGGUGCCCCGAUUUUUAUUUACCUCCCCCAAGUUUUCUGAGCAAAAAAUAAAUACAAGUUUACGUUA
This is a messenger RNA of Oncorhynchus keta (chum salmon), 642 nucleotides long. RefSeq names its product rho-related GTP-binding protein RhoA-A-like. Bases 1 to 444 code for a protein of 147 amino acids. Gene Ontology annotation, molecular function: GTP binding; GTPase activity. Gene Ontology annotation, biological process: small GTPase-mediated signal transduction. The transcript has 4 exons. Lineage: Eukaryota; Metazoa; Chordata; Actinopteri; Salmoniformes; Salmonidae. The record is from RefSeq and is a predicted model, not a curated record.